This is a messenger RNA of Rhopalosiphum maidis (corn leaf aphid), 2663 nucleotides long. Its product is annotated as zinc finger protein 484-like. Gene Ontology annotation, cellular component: nucleus. The transcript has 9 exons. The record is from RefSeq and is a predicted model, not a curated record. Bases 462 to 2663 code for a protein of 733 amino acids. Lineage: Eukaryota; Metazoa; Arthropoda; Insecta; Hemiptera; Aphididae.
UUCAGUUUUCGUGCUAAGACUAACUGGCUAUUCGGCGGCCAGUGGUCGCGGAUAUUGAUAUUCGGUAUUUUAUUGUCGUCCCGCCGCCAGCCAAACGGUAGAUAAAAUUUAGGUAUGGUUGACGAUUUCUUCAAUAUAGUGCCGUUGAACCGAAACUGAUGACGAAUGGCGUUCAUUUUGUUUUCAAAAACUCGGCAUUGAUACCUUCGUCGUCGCCGAAAAUUCGAAAUGCACAACGACGAUAGGACACGGUUUUAAAUAAGUACUACUUUUAAUUAUUAUUUCAACGUUGUCGAAGAGGCAAUUCGAUCUGAAGACAACCCUAUGUCCCAAUGCCAAUAAUGAUUAAAAUGAUGAAUAUUGACACAAAUUCCUCUUAACUACGGUCUUCAAGAGUGGCACAGGUUUAUCACUGAAUCGACCUCUUUUUAAGUACACAAACACAAAUAUCUUCGAGUAAUAUGGCUUCUGCUUUAGAAGAAAGAGAAGAACUAAGUUCAAAAUGUUUUAUAUGCAAUGUCAAAGUUACUACUCGUUCAUCAUACAAUAUUUAUUGUACUUUUAUGCCUCAAAGAGAGUUAUUGUUAAUAGAUGUCAUGUCUAAAAUACUUAAAAAGGUUUUAAAUCCUUCUCAAAUGAGAAGCUCGCUAUUGUGUCGAAGGUGCUUUACACUUUUUGAUGAGUUAGAUCAGAUAUCUACACGUUUCAAAAAGCUUCAAACUGACAUUAUUAAACGUUACACUUCUACUUGUAACGAAUAUAAAGAUGAACAUUUUUUUAAAAUUGUGAAUAGUAUGACUCCAAUAAAAAUUGAAGAACUUUCACACAGUGAACAAGAAAAUGAUAACAAAUCCUUUAAUGAUGAUGAUGAAAAUAGCGAAAAAUCAUCCAUAGCUUUAAAUGAGAUUGUUGAUAAUAUCAUCAGUAGCAUACAAGCUGAUGAAACUAUGGACAACGAUGAAGAUAUUAAAGAAUGUACUUCUGAUACUUCAAAAGGUAAAAUUGUACAAAUUAAUGAAAAGGUUACAGAACAUAUUGAUGCAGUAGAUAUCCCUUUAUCUGUUGUUGAAAAACCAACCUGUGAAACAAAAUCAAGGAAACUAAGUGUUGAUAAUAAUUACAAAUGUGAGCAAUGUGAUGAUUCUUUUCUUCAAGCUUCAGAUUUAAAGAAUCAUUUUAAUAUGGUUCAUAAAAGUCCUAAGUGUUUCUUUUGUUCUGUUUGCGAUAAAAGUUUUUCAACUAAACAAGCAUUAAAUAAUCAUUUGUCCAAAGAACAUAACACUUCAGAUAAAAAGAAAAUUAAUGAUCAAGUUGAUUCAAUUUCUCCAGCAGUUAAAACUGAAAAUGAAACUGAUUCAAACAUAGUCAGUGAAGCUAAUACUGAUUAUAUAAAUGAUGUUCCCGAAGGUGUGGUAAUUGACGUGAAACCUGAAUUUUCCAUUGAUAAUAGCAUGUAUUUAGAGGAAGUUGUACAAGAAGAAAAUGAAGAUGAUGAUUUUGAAUGGAAAGAAGAACAACAACUUAACUAUAUUGAAGAAAAUAUCGUAGAAGAUAGUUCAAGUGCAAUUGAUGAAACAAUAACCCCUUCAUCGGGAUCAGAAAAAUCUGAUAAAAAACAAAUAAAAAAAGGGCGAAAAAAAAGGGGUAGCUCACGUUCUGGUGAACGUGCAUGUUUGCCAGCUAUACAUAGUUGUAUACUUUGUGGCAAAAAAUGGAGGACAGUCACAGAGUUAAAAUCUCAUGUACAAUCUCAUAGUUCUCUUAGGCCUUAUGUCUGUGAGAUAUGUGGUCAAGCAUAUAAAAUGAAAAAAGCUUUAGACGUGCACAUUGGAAUGCACAAUGGUAUACAUCCUUUUACUUGUGAAUACUGUAAUAAGUCUUUUACACAAAAAGUUGGUCUACAAAAACACAUUCCCAUCCAUACUGGUUAUACACGGUUUCAAUGUGAUUUGUGUGGGAAGCGAUUUAUUCAUCAAAAAAGUUUUCAUAUACAUACAAUGACUCAUACAGGUGAAAAACAUGUUAAAUGUUCUGAAUGUGGUUUGGCUGUUUUAUCUCAAUCACAUCUUAAGCGACAUUUAAGAGUUCAUACUGGAGAGCGACCAUAUGCUUGUCCAAUAUGUGGCAAACGUUUUGCAGAAAAGUAUAACAUGAACGCUCAUGUGCAUAUUCACGAAAAUAACUCAGGAAAUGCACCAAGAAGAAAUAGAAAUCAUAUAUGUCAAUUGUGUGGUAUGAGUUAUGAUCGAAAACAUAAACUUGAAUAUCAUUUAGCUUCAGCACAUAAUAAAAUUGACAGUAAACUUUCUCAAGAUCAAGAAUUGGUGCAACUACAACAACCAAAAAUUGAAUACUUUCAAGAAAAUUCCCAAGGUCAUCAAAUCAUCAAUGUGGAUAAUAAUGCUAUUGAACACAAUGGUAGCACUACAAUGAUAACAGUUAGUGGUGUCAAACUUCCAAUAUCUUUAGAUGGUGCUCCAAUUAUGGUUACUACGAUGCCACAAGAACCCCAUACUACCAAUCUUGUACCGCUCAACUUACCUACAGGUUCUCUUCUUACUUACAGGCCAUCAAACACAAAUAAUAAUAAUGAUCAACAGAUGGUUGAUGGUUCACAGAACUCUUAUAUGUCACAAAAUCCUGUUACAAUACAAUUGUCUUAA